ACACUACAAUGAUCGGUCGUAUAUGGAGUACUGUGCCUAAGACCGCCAGUGUCAGACCUCUAGUCUUCUCGCGCGGAGUAGCGCAAAUCAUAUCCAUUCAUGCCGUUCCAUCUGUGAAAACCAACGUCCCUACACUCAAGCAUUCCUUGGAAGAAUCCAACUUGAGAAAGAACUUGUUAUCGAGACCAGGAUUGUUGGGUAUCAAGAGAGGUAUGAUCACCUGGUUUACCGAACAAGGCGAACAAUACGCUGCAACCGUCAUUGAAAUAGACGCCUGUGAAGUUAUCAACCACAAGACCAUUGAAACUGAUGGCUACAACUCAGUGGUGUUGGGACAAAUCGACAAAUUAAAGAACAUCAGCGAGAAGAACUUGAAGCAAUUCCAAAUUGCUGGAGUUUCUCCAAAGCAAAACAUCGGUGAGUUUAGAAUCAGAGACCAAACUGGGUUGAUUCCAAUUGGAACUGAAUUAAAAGCUGACUACUUCGCUGUUGGCCAGCUCGUGGAUAUCAAGGGAGUCACCAAGGGUAAGGGUUUCGCUGGUGUUAUGAAAAGACAUGGAUUUGCUGGUUUGAACGCAUCCCACGGUGUUUCCAAAGCUCAUAGAUCUGCCGGUGGUAUGGGUGGUAAUCAAGACCCAGGAAGAGUUCUUCCAGGAAAAAAGAUGGCAGGUAGAAUGGGUGGUAACAACUGCACUGUUUUGAACUCCCAAGUUUUGCAUGCUGAUCCUGAGGCCGGGAUCUUGGUCAUCAAGGGUCAAAUUCCUGGCCCCAACAAGAGUUUCGUGAAGAUCAUGGAUUCUAGAAAGUUGUACGGCAAGUCCCUCAAUAAGAUCAGACAAGAAGAAGGUGUUUAAGUUCAUGUAUAUAGGCUAGAACUAGCAACAGGCGCAAAGUAAAAUAUUUUGGAUCAAAAUGUAGAAAAGCAGUAAGAAGUACGAUUUGAACUCAUGUUGCUAAUGUCUGGAGUGACAUAUUUAUUAUGGUAAAUAAGUAAAUAACUGAGUCUGGUGUAACCAGUAAUAAAUGUC
Messenger RNA from Suhomyces tanzawaensis NRRL Y-17324, 1028 nucleotides. Its product is annotated as mitochondrial 54S ribosomal protein uL3m. Gene Ontology annotation, cellular component: mitochondrial large ribosomal subunit; ribosome. The transcript has a single exon. Lineage: Eukaryota; Fungi; Ascomycota; Pichiomycetes; Serinales; Debaryomycetaceae. The coding region runs from base 9 to 854 and encodes 281 amino acids. The record is from RefSeq and is a predicted model, not a curated record. Gene Ontology annotation, biological process: translation. Gene Ontology annotation, molecular function: structural constituent of ribosome.